CCUUUUAUACAUUAUCUCAUUAUUUUAUUGGAAUAAUGUUAUAUCGAUUUUUUGUAUAUCUUGCAGGAGGAUAUCAAGCACUUUCGAUGAAAAUUAGCUGUCAUUUUGCUUGAUUUAGAACUAAAUAAGCUAAAAGGAUAAUAUACCAUCAACCAGACAUUAAAGAAAAUGUAUCAAAAUCUGAUCUCGAGCUCCUGGAUAAUCCACCGGAUGGAGUCAAAGACAGAUGUCCUAGCCCAAUCCUCGGCAUGCCCACAGAUCAAUUUGAAUUGCUUGUCGGCCUUUGCAACUAUAUCAUGUCCAUUGAUGAUGCCAAGUGUUUGCAAAUGGGACCGAAGCUCGACACCCCAUCCAAUGGGCUUAAGUCUCAAAAAAAUUCAAAGCAUACUUAACAUGAAGCAGUCUAUGGACAAUGAUUUUUCAACAUUGCUGUGCGUAUUCUGGCAUGUGACGAGGAAGUAUUGUUUACAGACCAUCCAAUACACUACAUGGAUCUACAAUUUUGUUCCAUGCUGUGGGAUUCAACACGAGAUCAAAAGUUUUUGCGAUAAGGAAACUAUUCAGAAGUUGGCAACUUUGUUUGAUAGCUGGCAUGGGAUAGACAACAACAUAUAUUAUCGUGCAACAUGGGAUUUGUCAGGUUUUUAUGUCUUUCAUUUUAUGCUCUGGUGGAACGGUAAAGACCUUGUGCAACCAGUUUGUGCGGAUGGAUAUGAGUUGAGGAAGCGGUUUUUAUUAUACUUGCUCAAACAUCAUGCGAAUGAAGCUAAAGACAACUUGCCUGAUAUUGUGCGAGAAUUUCUUAAGCGCAUCAAGUAGAUCUCAAUAUUCUAUAAUAUAUUUUUAUUUGGAUCAUUACUUUAUACGUAUACGUUCUCAAUUUGAUAUCUUGUUAGGAGUUUACAUUACAAGUGAAUUGGACUUCAAUUGUUAUGCAAUUGUGAUCGUGUUAUAUUGUCUC
Triticum urartu is the source of this 961-nucleotide messenger RNA. The record is from RefSeq and is a predicted model, not a curated record. Lineage: Eukaryota; Viridiplantae; Streptophyta; Magnoliopsida; Poales; Poaceae.